AUGUAUGACUAUUUACUCUUCCUUUCUUUCUUUCUAAAAUUGAACCUUCCUUUCUUUCUAGAAUUUAACCUUCCUUCCUUUCUUUCUAAAAUUUACCCUUUCUUUCUUCCUUUCUUACUAAAAUUUAACCUUCCUUUCUUUUUUCUAAAAUCUAACCAGCCUUCCUUUCUUUCUAAAAUUUACCCUUUCUUUCUUCCUUUCUUACUAAAAUUUAACCUUCCUUUCUUUUUUCUAAAAUCUAACCAGCCUUCCUUUCUUUCUAAAAUUUACCCUUUCUUUCUUCCUUUCUUUCUAAGAUUUUACCUUCUUUUAAAUUUGCCCUUCCUUUUCUCAUUUCUUUCUUUCUUCCCUAAGCUUCAACCUUCCUUUCUUUUUAAGCUUCAACCUUCCUUUCUUUUUAAGAUUCAGCCUUCCUUUCUUUUUAAGCUUCAACCUUCCUUUCUUUUUAAGCUUCAACCUUCCUUUCUUUUUAAGCUUCAGCCUUCCUUUCUUUUUAAGCUUCAACCUUCCUUUCUUUUUAAGAUUCAACGAUUCUUUUUUUUUUUUCAAAAAUUUAUCCUUACUUUCUUUCUAAAAUUUAUCCUUUCUUCAAAUUUAUCCUUACUUCCCUUCUAA
Messenger RNA from Acanthosepion pharaonis, 615 nucleotides. The record is from the annotation of a GenBank genome assembly. Lineage: Eukaryota; Metazoa; Mollusca; Cephalopoda; Sepiida; Sepiidae.